Messenger RNA from Micromonas commoda, 2173 nucleotides. RefSeq lists its product with no specific name. Gene Ontology annotation, biological process: DNA-templated transcription initiation; regulation of DNA-templated transcription. Bases 16 to 1449 code for a protein of 477 amino acids. The transcript has a single exon. Gene Ontology annotation, molecular function: DNA-binding transcription factor activity. The record is from RefSeq and is a predicted model, not a curated record. NCBI's taxonomy places the organism in Eukaryota, Viridiplantae, Chlorophyta, Mamiellophyceae, Mamiellales, Mamiellaceae.
CUCACGAUCGAGGCCAUGACGACACAGCUGGCGGAGGAGUCCAUCGCGGCUGAGCUCAGGGACGAGAAGGGCGCCGGCGACCCGUUCUCUGUAGAUUUCGGAAAGAAGAAGAAGAAGAGGGGCCCGACCUCCGGCGCGUCGUCCCUCGCGGUGACGCCCGGGAUCGGUCGCGACACGUCAUCUCCCACGUUCCGUCGCGAGCUCGCGCGAGCGAUGGGUUUCACCUCGCCUGCGCAGCUCAAGGAACGGGUGGACGCCGGCCAGGAGGCGAGGCGCGUGCUCGUCACCAGAAACGUGGGGCUCGCGAGGACCGUCGCCGCCGAUAUCCACGCCAAGCUGAACGACGCGGACAGGGGCUUACUGUCGGUAUCGGACCUGAUGCAGGAGGGGUGCGCGGGACUGGCCACGGCGGCGGACAAGUUCGACCCCCAGCGAGGGUACAGAUUCAGCACCUACGCGUUCUUCUGGAUUAAAAAAGCGGUCAUCGACUGCGUGGGUAAUAGCGGUAGGACUAUCCGACUGCCCAUCCACGUCAACGAGAACAUCCAGAAGAUGAAGAAGGCGACACGCGAGUUGAAAGAGAUCAAGGUGCGGGAUCCGACCGAAGACGAGCUGGCGGAUAGGCUCGGAUGGAGCGUAGUGAAGCUCAGGCAGAUGAAGGUAUGGGCGUUUCGCACGCCGGUGUCGAUGGAUGCGACCACCGCAAAGAAGGGCGAUCCGUGGGAGGAUGCCGACGAUGCCGUCGCCGAGGCAGCGUCGUUGAACGCGGCGAUGCAGAGCUCGGACUUUGGCACCGGGCUCAACGCGCCGUCGGACACGGCCGAGGCUGACGUGGAUGCAGAUUUGUUGCGAAUGGCCCUUGAGGAGGUGUUCUCGACCCUCCUCCCCCGCGAGGCUUUCAUCCUCAGACACAGGUUUGGCCUCGCCGCCGCGUCGACGGCCAUGGAAGGAGGCGACUGGCUCAAGGCUUCACGCGCCGAGGUUUUGAGCGCGCUCCGGGAUGACGAGGGCAUGGGGACACGGGGCGGCGCCAACUUUAAGACGCUCGGGAACCUCCUCGGGGUGUCGAGCGAGUCCGUGCGCACGUACGAGAGGAGGGCGCUCGCGAAGCUCAAGCAGCCGGACAGGAUCGCGCUCUUGCUCCCUCACCUGAACAUGGAGAAGGACAACAUCAAGCUGAACGACACCGAGGAGUUCGUCGAGGCUCUCAACGUGGCCAUCAAAGAGGCUGACGAUAAGACGGGCGGAAAGGUUCGAGCAAGUCUGUGCAUGAUCCCGCGCGUCGGCGUCGAGGGCGCCAAGGAGGAGGGCAAGAAAAAGCGGCCGAAGCGACGGGGUCCGAGGAAGGUCAAGCAGAUUCAGAGCGAAUCAGCCCAGGCGGCGGCGGCGGCAGAGGAGGAGAUAGAAACGGAGAACGCGGCGGCGAAGGAGAGCAUCAUCGUUAGUUAGCAGCAAUAUCACAAGACCAAUCUCAUUCUUUUCUAAUCUCCACCGCGUCUGUCAGCUCGCGCCGGACCUUCUCAGCCUUCAUCCUGAUCACGUCGUCACUCGAUGACUCACACGGCCCAAGUGCUCCGAGUAUUGCGCGGAGGUGAUUCAGAUCGUUCCUCUCCUCUCCCGCGACGGUCUUCUUGAUCCAGCCGAGUAAGGAUGACGACUGCGGCGCGGGCUCCGAUUCAGCCCGCCGGGAUGGAUCCCUCGCGAGAGACGACGCAACGUCUAGCACGCACGCAACCUUCUCGGGUUCGUCGCACGCCCGCAAAAUCCCUUCACACGUCGGCACGAGAGAUUGCAGCGCGAUGCGUCCCAUCUGUCCACCCCCGAAGUGAAGCGCUGACAGUGCCCAGAUCCGCGAAACCGACGAAUCCGCGGCGACGGCGGCGAUGAGCCGCCGACGCGAGUGCUCGUCAGCGAAUCCACAGUGCGGCGACACAGCCUCAGCCAUGCACGCUAUCAUGUCCCUAUCAAGGUUUUGAUCGCGCCUCUCCCCCGCGAGCGUCGAUUCGAACGCUGUGGAGAGGGCGUCCCACGCAUCCGCGACGGACGCGGCGCGAAAUUCAAAAGCCGAAGAUCGGGUCACCGCCGCGAGGCCGCCCGUCACCACAGCCCUAAAUGUCUUGGCCGCGGCGCCGCGCAGUUCCUUGGACGCCUCCGCCACGGCAGUCCCCUCUUC